AUGACGGUCGUGUUGAAGUUAAAAUUGCUGAUGGCUGGGAACUCGUAUCCGUUAGAAAUAAGUGAUUUGAAGUUUGUUAACAGCUAUGGUCACCACGAAGGUCGUGUAGAGAUCCAAGUUGAUGGUAUCUGGGGAACUAUUUGUAGCAACAAUUUUACGAUGGCAGAGGCAAACGUCAUUUGGUAUCAGCUGAAUGUUACCGGAUGGCGCCUGGCCGGUACAAAUGGACCAUAUCAUGGAAGAGUCGAAUUAGAAGUGAAUGACACAUGGGGAACAAUCUGUUCACGAAGAUUCUAUGGCUGGCCAUCAGCAGCUGUUAUAUGCAAUAUGUUUGGAUUACGAUAUUACGACUACUUUUAUUAUGCAUAUUAUGGGCAAGGAGAAGGUCCAAUAUACAUAGAGAGUCUAUACUGUAGCAGCUCAUCCUAUACAGAUAUAAACGACUGCAAAUAUGUUGCAAACAACUACUACGGAGCAUGUUCGCAUGCAAAAGAUUUAUCAGUGAUGUGCCUUGGUCCGUUUCUGAAUAUAACGGAUGUGCGAUUAACAAAUGGAACAGGGCUUAACGACGGUAGGGCAGAAAUCAAAGUUAACGACACAUGGGGAACUAUUUGCGAUUCUAAUUUUGAUUUAAGAGAUGCAGAGGUGUUUUGUAAUAUGCUUGGACUUAAAGCGGUGAGAUUCUUUACCGGGGCAUUGUAUGGAGAAGGAGGUGGGCCGGUUUAUAUUGAUCAACUUUUCUGUGACAGUUAUGAUGUUGUUCUAAGUGAUUGCCAGUAUUUGUUUCUUAAUGAAUGCAGUCAUAGCAGAGAUGUUUCUAUAGUAUGUAAUGGUAGGUCAUUUUAUUGUUUCUGUUUCUUAUUAAGUCUGAUCCUUUAUUGUUAUUGCACAUCGUUUCUGUUGCUUGAUAUCACAUCUGCGGAUGUUUCUAAAUUCAAAAUGUUACCAUUUCAUGUUUAAAUGUUGAAUUCUGCUCAAGGCGGUGCUAGGGGCGUGGACGGUAGUUUGCACUUUACAGUACCGUACAUGAACAGGCUCAAUCAAAC
Molecule: messenger RNA, 1046 nt
Organism: Ruditapes philippinarum (Manila clam)
Lineage: Eukaryota; Metazoa; Mollusca; Bivalvia; Venerida; Veneridae
Product: scavenger receptor cysteine-rich type 1 protein M130-like
Exons: 6
Coding region: 1-960 (319 amino acids)
Cellular component (GO): membrane
Source: RefSeq, a predicted model, not a curated record